Malus domestica (apple) is the source of this 1263-nucleotide messenger RNA. RefSeq names its product ribosome-recycling factor, chloroplastic-like. Gene Ontology annotation, cellular component: chloroplast. Gene Ontology annotation, biological process: plastid translation. Gene Ontology annotation, molecular function: ribosomal large subunit binding. The record is from RefSeq and is a predicted model, not a curated record. NCBI's taxonomy places the organism in Eukaryota, Viridiplantae, Streptophyta, Magnoliopsida, Rosales, Rosaceae.
UCCCAAAAUUAAAAUAGCGAAGGCCAAAAUUCUUAUCCACACCCGGAGAACGUUGCCUCCUCUCCUCCCCUCAGUGUUCUUGCUUGUCAUCUUUCACAGGCUCCGACCAUUUUGUACUUGUAUCACAGUCACUACUUCACUGUUAUAUGUUUUCUGAGAUAAAUAUCUCAGCCCCAAAAGCUUCAAUCCGAACAAAAGUCCUCGGCUUUCAUGGCGACCCACUUCUCUCCUGCAACCCCUGUACGCUUCGUCCUCCAGCCCAAGCAAAACCCUCCCAAAACCCUCCUUUCCAUUCGAGAUUCUUUUGGCGGAGGACCGGCCUGUAAGAAAUGCCAGCCUAGAACUGUUAAGGUGUGCUCAUGGAGCUCAUCUGCUAGCUAUGUGAGGUCUGAGGACAGCGCUGCGAAGUUUUCAGGCAAUCCCAUUGUUGUGAAGAAGCAAUUGUUCCAAAAGAGAGCUGGAAUUGUAAGAGCUGCUACUAUCGAAGAAAUAGAAGCAGAGAAGUCUUUGAUAAAGAAAGAUACUGAAGGAAGGAUGGACAAGACUCUUGAAACCGUACGAUCCAAUUUCAAUUCUAUUAGGACAGGGAGGGCAAGCCCGGCCAUGCUGGAUAAGAUUGAGGUUGAAUACUAUGGAAGCCCAGUUGGCUUGAAGACCAUUGCUAAUAUUAGUUCCCCUGAUGCAAGUUCCUUCUUGGUUCAGCCAUACGACAAAUCCAGCUUAAAGGCUAUAGAGAAGGCCAUCGUUAGCUCUGAUCUUAGUUUGACUCCAAAUAAUGAUGGAGAAGUAAUUCGAUUGACUCUACCUCAACUUACGUCAGACAGAAGGAAGGAAUUGUCAAAAAUUGUGGCAAAACAGACCGAAGAAGGAAAGGUGGCAUUGAGGAACAUAAGAAGGGAUGCUUUAAAAACUCUUGAAAAACUUGAGAAGGGAAAAAAGCUCUCUGAAGAUAAUGUCAAGGACUUAUCAACUGACUUGCAGAAAUUGACGGAUGAGUAUGUGAAGAAACUUGAUGCCAUAUUCAAACAAAAAGAGAAGGAAUUGCUGAAGGUUUAGUGAUUGUUCAUGCGCUGAUGAUGUAAAUGGUUGAGCUUCUAUGUCGAAACCUCUAUAGGUGUUCCUCUUCCGUGUGCGAAUAAUUUGCAGUGCUGUUUAUACCCUCCACCUUUACAAAGCACCUUUUUGAGAUAACCAGACAUUGGAAAAUAUAUGCAAUGUUCAGUUGCAAGGCUUUCAAAUUUCAAUCAGAAGUCUUUAUAUUCA